GAUACGACACCAGUGUUUGAAGAGGAGUCAAAACCUAUUUACUGUCAAAACUGUCAAAGCAUUUCUUUCUGUGCGUUUACUCAGCGGUCGUUGUUGGUAGUGUGUUCCAAAUACUGGCGGGUUUUUGAUGCUGGAGAUUAUUCCCUCUUAUGUUCGGUCCCUAGUGAAAAUGAUCAGACCUGGACCGGUGGCGACUUUGUGUCAGCUGACAAAGUGAUUGUGUGGACGGAAGAUGGACAAAGUUUCAUAUAUAAAUUGCCAGCCAGCUGUCUACCAGCUAGUGAUUCAUUUCGCAGAGAUGUGGGGAAAGCAGUAGAAAAUUUAAUUCCGCCUUUAUUGUACAGUGUGUUGGACAGAGCAGAUAAACAGCUGCUAAUAUGUCCUCCAGUUACUCGAUUCUUCUAUGGACAUAGGGAGUUUUCCUAUAAACUGUUAAUCCAAGGAGACUCUUCGGGGAGACUGUGUAUUUGGAGCGUGCCUGAUACUCUAGAGCAACAAGGUAGUGCAAAAGGACUGCAAACAACAACUUCAGUAUCCCUCCAGGAAGCUUUUGAUAAACUUACUCCUCGCCCUGCUGGGAUUAUAGACCAACUGAGCCUAAUACCAAACCUCAACGAACCCCUUAAAGUUACAGCCAGCGUAUAUAUUCCAGCACACGGGCGUUUGGUCUGUGGCCGUGAAGACGGAAGCAUUGUUAUUGUGCCAGCAACACAAACAGCUAUAGUUCAGCUGCUGCAAGGAGAGCAUAUGCUAAGGAGAGGCUGGCCACCUCACCGGACUCUCCGAGGCCAUCGAAACAAAAUUACAUGUUUACUGUAUCCUCAUCAGGUUUCUUCUCGUUAUGAUCAAAGGUAUUUGAUCUCAGGUGGUGUGGAUUUCUCAGUCAUCAUAUGGGAUAUAUUUUCUGGAGAGAUGAAACAUAUCUUCUGUGUACAUGGUGGAGAAAUUACACAGCUUCUAGUUCCACCAGAAAACUGUAGUGCAAGAGUCCAGCACUGUAUUUGCUCUGUAGCCAGUGAUCACUCAGUAGGUCUUCUGAGUCUGCGGGAGAAAAAAUGCAUCAUGCUGGCCUCCCGUCACCUUUUCCCUAUUCAAGUAAUAAAAUGGAGGCCUUCCGACGACUAUCUGGUGGUAGGAUGUUCAGAUGGGUCUGUGUACGUCUGGCAAAUGGAUACUGGUGCGCUGGACAGGUGUGUGAUGGGAAUAACGGCAGUGGAAAUCCUGAACGCCUGCGAUGAGGCAGUCCCAGCAGCUGUGGAUUCCCUAAGCCACCCCGCCGUCAACCUGAAGCAGGCCAUGACUAGGCGUAGCUUGGCUGCUCUGAAGAACGUGGCGCAUCAGAAACUACAGACUCUUGCCACUAACUUACUCGCUUCCGAAGCAUCUGACAAGGGGAAUUUACCUAAAUAUUCCCAUAACUCCCUGAUGGUUCAAGCUAUAAAGACAAACUUAACAGAUCCAGAUAUCCACGUGCUCUUCUUCGACGUAGAAGCCCUGAUCAUUCAGCUGCUGACCGAGGAGGCCUCCAGACCCAACACUGCGCUCGUUUCUCCGGAGAACCUACAGAAAGCCUCUGGCGGCUCUGACAAAGGAGGCUCCUUUCUGACUGGUAAACGAGCAGCCGUCCUCUUCCAGCAGGUCAAGGAAACAAUCAAAGAGAAUAUAAAAGAGCAUCUUCUUGAUGAUGAAGAUGAGGAUGAAGAAUCGAUAAGACAGAGAAGAGAAGACGGCGACCCAGAAUAUCGCUCUAGCAAAUCUAAGCCAUUAACUUUGUUAGAAUAUAAUCUAACCAUGGAUACAGCAAAGCUUUUUAUGUCCUGUCUUCAUGCCUGGGGCCUGAAUUCUGUUCUAGAUGAGCUUUGCCUUGAUCGUCUUGGGAUGCUUAAGCCCCACUGUUCAGUGUCCUUUGGGCUCCUGUCCAGGGGAGGCCACAUGUCCCUGAUGCUCCCUGGCUAUAAUCAGCCCGUCAGCAAGCUGUCCUAUGAUAGUGUGGAGUUGGGAAGGAAGAUGUCCAUUACCGAAGGCUUGGGAAAGGGGACGUACGGAGUAUCGCGUGCCGUCACCACUCAGCAUCUCCUGUCUGUUAUCUCGCUGGCCAACACGCUGAUGAGUAUGACCAACGCCACUUUUAUUGGAGACCACAUGAAGAAAGGUCCGACCAGGCCACCUAGGCCGGGCACCCCUGAGAUGUCAAAAGCGAAGGCACCUCCUUCGAUUUCAAGCCAUGCAGCCCAAGGACAAAUUAAGCAAGUUGCUCCUGCUGUUUCUUCUAGCACUGAAGCUGGUCACUCUGGCUCUGACACUGCUCCUACUUUACAUACCUGUUUCUUAGUCAAUGAAGGCUGGAGCCAGCUGGCUGCUAUGCACUGUGUAAUGCUCCCCGACCUGCUGGGACUGGACAAAUUCAGACCUCCUCUUCUGGAGAUGCUGGCUCGCAGGUGGCAGGAUCGAUGCUUGGAGGUAAGAGAAGCUGCCCAGGCCUUAUUGCUAGCAGAACUGCGAAGAAUCGAGCAGGCAGGUCGGAAAGAAACCAUUGAUGCGUGGGCUCCUUAUUUACCGCAGUACAUUGACAGCGUUAUAUCACCUGGAGUAACCACGGAAGCCAUUCAAACCGGUAGUGCAAGCCCAGAUUCAUUGGGAACAGAAGCGAAAGUCCAGGAAGAAGAGCAUGAUCUGGUUGAUGAUGACAUCACGGCAGGGAACAUAAUUCAUGUGAAAAGACGGGGAUUUUCAACAAAGCUGCGUGUAUUUGUAAAGAUACGGGCGUCUGCCAGUCAGGCAGAUGUCGCCCAGCAAACGCCAUUAAGAGCCCUGCUCUCUGCGAGGGGUUAUGGGCUUGACAUCUGCCUGAAUGGCAUCUGUCGGCGUCGGGAGAGUGCGACGUGGUCGUUAAGGAG
This is a messenger RNA of Balearica regulorum gibbericeps (East African grey crowned-crane), 2897 nucleotides long. The record is from RefSeq and is a predicted model, not a curated record. Lineage: Eukaryota; Metazoa; Chordata; Aves; Gruiformes; Gruidae.